AAGAGGUGGUGAAUUUAAAAGAAAUUCUUAUUUUGUGUGUGCAGAAAAAUUCCAAUUAUUCUCCUCUUCUCGUGUGUUGUAUAUACGCGCAAAAAUAAAUUUUGGAUUUUAAGCUGCGCAAAUUAUGAAAAAAGAAAAGAUUUUUUUUAUAAUUAAAAUACACCUCAAUUAAAUAAAUAAGUUGCUUAAAAAAGAGCUAAACAACGGGUGAAGUUGUAGCAGACAACGACGGCGUCAACGUCAAACGUCUCCCCUAUAAGCUUGUUGUUGGAGAAAGUGAGAUAAACUGUUAUUUUAACAUAAAGUUGAAAAAAAAAAAAACAACAAAAGUAAGAGAGAAGGAGACAAAACAUUUUGCUAGCAGAAAAACAACAAUUUAUCGUGCGUCAAGGCAAAACGUAUUUGCAAAAAGAAAAACAACAAAAACUACUACUACUACAUACUAUCAUGUCUUCCUCGCCGGCAAAAUCACCAGCAAUCAACGAUGAUUGUAGCCGCCUUAAAAUGUUACCCCACACACCGCCAACCAGUCAAGAAUUCCAAAGACAAACUGAAACACCCUCACCUACCAACACCGCAACCUCGACACCCUUAUCAACACCUAAUUCUUUACAUUCCUCUAGUUUUUUACAUGAUCCCACCUCUGGUUCAGCACCGGGUAAACAUAAAUCAGCCUUUCUACCCUAUCGACCACAAGCCACGGUCCUAACUAAUCUACAAAGAGGCAAUACCGAGGCUACUUUCUGUCCCGUCGAGGUUAAGUUAUCCUUUCACGAAAGAGCUGGCCAAGGAGAAGUUACAGAAGAACAAAUUCACCAACAGAAGGCAUCCGAUAUUGAUGCUAAAGAUUCUUUUGGUUUUACACCCUUACACUGGGCAUGCUAUUAUGGUCAAUUGGCUACAGUGCAGCCGUUAAUCGAGGCGGGUGCUAAUGUAAAUGAAGAAGCACCGGAAAUGGUUACUCCUAUAUUAUUGGCCGCUUCGGGGGGACAUCAUGAGGUGGUACGGUUGUUGUUGGAAAAAGGUGCCGAUUAUAGACACAUGGAUAUUGUGGGUAAUACUGCAUUAAUGUAUGCCGCUGCUGGCAAUCAUCCCCAUACCUGUAAUGAACUCUUAGGCAAAGAUCCAGAAAUUUUAUCUACAGCCAAUGAGAAUGGUGAUACGGCUUAUUCGUUGUCUAUCGAGAAUGGUGCUACAUUGGCACAGGCGGUGCUGGAACAAUAUUUAACAUCUAUUUUAUCGUUAUAGAAUUAAGGAAAAUCGUUUUGAAUCCAAAAAAAAGAAGGUAA
Lucilia cuprina (Australian sheep blowfly) is the source of this 1289-nucleotide messenger RNA. Its product is annotated as DNA-binding protein RFXANK. Gene Ontology annotation, molecular function: protein binding. The record is from RefSeq and is a predicted model, not a curated record. The transcript is spliced from 3 exons. Lineage: Eukaryota; Metazoa; Arthropoda; Insecta; Diptera; Calliphoridae. Bases 448 to 1248 code for a protein of 266 amino acids.